Molecule: messenger RNA, 2517 nt
Organism: Fusarium redolens
Lineage: Eukaryota; Fungi; Ascomycota; Sordariomycetes; Hypocreales; Nectriaceae
Exons: 6
Coding region: 1-2517 (838 amino acids)
Biological process (GO): carbohydrate metabolic process
Molecular function (GO): UDP-glycosyltransferase activity; hexosyltransferase activity
Source: RefSeq, a predicted model, not a curated record
AUGUGCAGCAACAAGAAACCGCUACCUAAGCCAUCAGCGCCGAGGCACCCAUCGUCAUUUGCACCAUAUGAAGUUGGCCCGGGUAACGACGCUAUGCCGGACGAGGCUCCUCCCCAAUAUGCGGAAGAACCUGCAGCUGCUGAACGGAUCUUGAACGACGCAGCAGGAGCGACAGCCGAUGGGCGUAUCGACCUAAAUCUCGAUUCUAAACUUUGCAGAACCCUCUCCCUGCUUGUUCCUCGCAGUGGGCCUGAGCAGUUAAAUUUCGACCGGCCUGUCAGCAUUUUACCUCCCGCCUAUGCUGAGCAGACCGAAUGGAGCAUUCGCUUGAACAUCGUCAUCCAAGUUGUCGGUAGUCGAGGAGACGUUCAGCCCUUCGUCGCGCUCGGUAACGAGCUUCAACGCCACGGUCACAGAGUUCGCCUCGCUACUCACGACACCUUUGCCGACUUUGUACUCGAAUCCGGCCUUGAGUUCUAUCCUAUCGGCGGUGACCCGACCGAGUUGAUGGCGUACAUGGUUAAGAACCCCGGCCUGAUACCUUCCAUGAAGAGCCUCCGUGCUGGUGACAUCCAGAAGAAGCGCCUCAUGAUUGCUGAGAUGCUGGAAGGCUGUUGGCGGUCAUGUAUUGAGCCUGAUCCUCUGAACCAACAGCCGUUUGUCGCCGACGCCAUCAUUGCGAACCCGCCAAGCUUCGCCCAUGUUCAUUGCGCUCAAGCGCUCGGCAUCCCACUACACCUCAUGUUCACUAUGCCCUGGAGCAGUACUAAGUACUUCUGCCACCCUUUGGCCAACAUCAAUGUCAACGAUAGUCGUAUCUCGGCUGCUGUCGCUAACCAAAUCUCGUACAUGGCGGUCGAAUGGAUGACAUGGCAAGGGCAAAGUCUGGAUUUGGAAGACAUUCCUUUUUCUGAAGGCGCAAGCCUACUUGAGACAUUGCAGAUCCCUUUCACUUAUUGCUGGUCCCCAACACUCAUUCCCAAGCCUCUCGAUUGGCCGGAUUACAUUGACGUGUGCGGCUUCUUCUUCCGCGACGCACCACAGUAUAUCCCCGAUUCUGACCUUGGAGCCUUUUUACGCGAUGGAGCUCCACCUAUAUACAUUGGCUUCGGAAGCAUUGUCAUUGACGACGCUGAUAAGCUGACGGCCAUACUGGUAGAUGCUGUGAAAGCGACAGGCGUUCGUGCAAUCAUCUCCAAAGGAUGGAUCACUGCCGUUAUCCAUCACGGCGGAGCUGGGACGACCGCAUGCGGGUUGCUUAACGGAAAGCCAACGGUCAUUGUGCCCUUCUUUGGCGAGUGUGUGCCAUCUACCCGUUCUAUUUCUAACGCAGCAAACGCUAACAUGGCUAGUCAACCCUUCUGGGGCACCAUGGUCCAUGCUGCAGGUGCAGGUCCCAUGCCGAUCCCUCAAAAGACGCUUAAUAGUCAAAACCUCGGUCAAGCUAUCAGGGAUUGUUUGACUCCCGGUGCGCUGGCGGCUGCAAGAGGCAUGGCUGAGAAGAUGCGGCAAGAAGACGGAGUCAGACAAGCCGUUAACUCCUUUCACGCUAACCUUCCCCUGGAUAAAAUGCGUUGCGAUGUUAUACCUGGAUUGCCGGCUGCUUGGUCUUACAAAAUGGGGUCGCGGCAUCUCAAGCUUUCUAAAGCGGCGGCAGAGAUUCUAACAGAUAGCCACAGGGUCAAAUGGGGCGACCUUAAACGCUACGAGCCUCAACCCAUAGAUAUACAGCGCCGAAGGUGGGAUCCCGUCACCGCUCUCCUCUCAUCGGGGCUUAAGAUGUAUACUGGCAUGGUGGCCUCGGCAGCAGACAUCGUUAUCAAGCCAGCACAGGUAUUAAUGGCAGACAGACCUGACACUAGGUACCCAAACUCGGCUGGAACCUCAAGUACGCAAGCAUUAGAAGACUCGGUAUAUGGUAGACCUGCUGGGUUCAACCUGCCAGAAGGCAAUCAGAACAGGAGGAACGACAGAAGCUGCGCAGGUGCUGCCGUUGCUGGAUCCGCCGGUGCUGUCGGUGGAUUCUUCAAGGCCUUCACAAAGGGCGUCUACCUUGAUAUCCCGCACGCGCUUCAGGAGGGUAUGCGUGUCGCUCCACGACUGUAUGGUGGUGAGGUGUAUGACCCCGGUCCUGUGACAGGUUGGAAAUCAGGGGGUAUCGCUGCGGGGAAGAAUUUCAGCCACGGAAUUUUAGAGGGAGUCGGUGGGCUGAUUAUGUCACCUGUGCGAGGUGCGAAGAAGGAGGGAGCAGUAGGCGCAGCCAAGGGUGUGGGCAUCGGAGUCCUUAACCUGACCACGAAGGUAUCAUCAGGAGCUUUAGGGCUACUCACGUUCACCAGCCAAGGCGCCUACAAGAGUAUGCGUGCUUCCAUGCGGAGGGAUACGCGAAGGACCAUCAAGCAGUCAAGGCAGGCCGAAGGCGUCGCCAUGCUGCGAGAGGGCAAGCACCGUGUCGAUGCAGGGGCGGUACUGAGGGUUUUCGAUCGCCAGGUGGCGCAAAUUCCAGAAAGCAAGUAG